UAGUUGUUUUAAAGGUCGCACGAGUUGUACUGCCUGUGGCUGGUAAUUUGGUGCCCAACCGUUAUUGUAGAUUUUUCGAAGUGUUGUGCAAUAAGAUAUUAUUGGUACGUGGUGUGAGAAAGUAGAAGACAGCGCAUCAUCAACGGUUUUACCAUUUUUGCUGCCAAAAGCAAUAGACUAAGUAUGUUGUUAAACCAAUAUUUUUCCAUCGAGAUAGUUUAUCAGUGAUCCUGAAUUACGACAGUUCUCUAGUUUGUUUACGUUUCGAAUAAUGCUCAAAGCCAAGUAUAAAUCAGUGGCCACGCGUUAGCCUUAUUUCCUCCAAUCUCCGUGAGAAAAAUAGUCGAAAAUGAAGUACAGUGACCUGCCAUCGCCAGAAAGCCCCGAUUCUAGUAGAAGCAGCUUCAACAUUUCCUCGUCCACCGAUGGUAAUCGCCCCCGGAGCAAAUCCUUGUCCAACAUUUUCCCCGAUAAUUACUCCCCGGGGGAAAUCCAUCGAAUCAAGGAGCGAUUAUUAAGGACGAACUCACGACUGGAAAGAUCAACUUUCAAAAGUUUUACUCGAAAACAAAAACUCACGUUAACUUCUUUAGCUUUAGUCGAUUUUAUCAGUUUUUGCUCGAUGUCCAUCAUGGCACCGUUUUUCCCACGGGAGGCGGCAGAAAAGGGAUUAUCGGAUACGGUGUCAGGGUUUAUUUUUAGCUUCUAUGCGUUAGUCAUGUUUCUGACCUCACCAAUUUUCGGAAAAAUUCUUCCGAAAUUUGGUGCAAAAGGACUCUUUUUAUCUGGGAUGCUUAUGGCAGGCAUUUGCAAUUUACUCUUUGCAACUCUUGAAUAUGUGAAAAACUAUACACUCUUUACGACGUGUUGUAUCGUAAUUAGGGGGUUUGAGGCCCUUGGUGCUAGUGCCUUUUCGACGGCAAGUUACGUCUUUGUAGUCAACACUUUUCCGCAAAAUAUUGGAUCUGUUCUGGGCAUUUUGGAGACUUUUGUAGGCCUGGGAAUGAGCACAGGCCCGGCGUUAGGAGGCGUCCUUUAUUCGUUAGGCGGUUUUAGUAUGCCAUUUUUCGUUUUAGGAAUUGUGAUGGUACUUUUUGUCCCAUUAAAUUUAUGGAUGUUGCCAAAGAUCGAAGAUUGUAAUGUCUCAAAUAGACCACCAUCGAUCUGUAGACUGAUUCGGGUGCCAACUGUCGUAAUAACAGGGUUGGUGGUUGUAAUUGUGUCCAGCUCUUGGGCUUUCCUCGACCCAACCUUAGAACCUCAUUUGAGGCAGUUUAAUCUGACUCCGGAAAAAAUAGGGUUGAUUUUUUUGCUAUUUUCGGGACUUUAUGGUGUUUCAAGUCCAGCAUGGGGAUGGCUUGCCGAUAAAGUCAAUAACCAUUGGUCCAUGAUGGUUGUUGGGUUGUUCAUGUGCACCAUUGGGCUACUAUUGCUAGGCCCAUGUCCCUAUAUUCCAUUUCUUAAGAGCACUCUGUGGCUAAAUUUAGUAGCCCUAUCAAUACUCGGAAUCUCGGUAGCUUUAGCACUAUUACCAACAUUUCAAGGACUCCUCAGUAGUGCCAUAAGUAGCGGUUGUGGCGACACUCUUUCGACUUACAGUGUCAUCGCUGGAGUUUGGUCUUGUGUUUACUCUCUGGGGGAGGUUGUAGGUCCCUCCUUAGGAGGUUUUCUCUUACAACACUAUGGAUUCCCCAUAACUUCCACAAUAAUGGCCAGUAUGACGUUUGGUUUGGCUGUGAUAACAUUUUUAUUUUUCGUUUUCAAAAAUAGCAACUGUAAAGAUCAGGACUGCGUUUCUGAUAGUGGUAUUAGUGGAUCUUGGAGGGGUAUACCUAGUGAUAGUGAUUCCUCCGAAACCACCCCAUUAAUUUUGUCCAGUAUAGAGUGUAAUUAUAGAUCAUAUACUGAAGGAAAAUUGCAGUAUUAUGAGCAAAGCAGGAAGCACGAUAGUCAGAUGGGAGAAAUCGACAGCAACCAAGUGACUGACGUUAGGGGAACUGUUAAUGUAACCGCAGGAGGGGCUUGUGAAGUUUAAAAAGUAAAUUAGGAGCGAUGAAGUGGGUUAACCAAAUUGACACAACAAAACAUUCUUUUUAAACAGUAAAUAAUUUAUUUUGGGGAAAAUAUAUUUGUAAACCGUUUUAUAGAUAUCAAGUUAGAUAUAUUGUUUUUAAACUAUAACAAAUUAAAUUGUAACAAAUGUUCUAGAUCUAGAGCUAUUAUCACUUCCUUAUAUUGCUGUAAACACAGUCGAUGGGAUUUUCCCGUUUUUAGCGCUUUACUAUGGUAUAUUUUAUUAAAAGUAAUGUAACAGGAUUUCAAUAAAUUAUAAAAAUUU
Messenger RNA from Tribolium castaneum (red flour beetle), 2338 nucleotides. RefSeq names its product MFS-type transporter SLC18B1. The record is from RefSeq and is a predicted model, not a curated record. The transcript is spliced from 12 exons. The coding region runs from base 350 to 2035 and encodes 561 amino acids. Gene Ontology annotation, biological process: transmembrane transport. Gene Ontology annotation, molecular function: transmembrane transporter activity. Lineage: Eukaryota; Metazoa; Arthropoda; Insecta; Coleoptera; Tenebrionidae.